Messenger RNA from Rodentolepis nana, 1194 nucleotides. The record is from the annotation of a GenBank genome assembly. NCBI's taxonomy places the organism in Eukaryota, Metazoa, Platyhelminthes, Cestoda, Cyclophyllidea, Hymenolepididae.
AUGGGCCUCAGUGUAAUUUUUAAAACCAAUUGGAAGCACACUACUGCUUAUGCCUUAGCAGAGAUCCCGGCCGUCCUAACCCAGUCCGCAUACCACCGAACGACCACCCCUGCAUCUUCACAAAAUGGAAUAUCAAUUCAAAAUAGAACUAGUAUCCCAGUUGGUGCCUCAGUUGAAACACAAACGAACUCGGCAAUUACGACCUCGACAGUUCUCCAACAGCCACAUCAACUUCCUUUCCAACCUCAAAUGCAACCGCAACCUACUAAUUCACUUAAUCAACCUGCAUUUGCCGUUAUUGCACAAGAUCCGUCAGCUCUUCAAGCUCUAUUAAGUGGAGAUCUUGGUGGGAGAACAUUUAUCAUCCAACCCCUCCAGCAACCUUACAUUUUGCCCCAAUUCCAUGUGACACCACCACAAUACCCACCUUUCACUAUUACUCAGCCAGUUUUGCAGCCCCCGGUUUACCCUAAGCAGCAAGAACAAUCAGUCGCAGAUACUAAAACUCAGUCUCCUUUGGCUCCCAUUCAGGAACCCCUUCAGAACCAAUCCAUGCAAAAUUCAACCAUAGAAACUCCUAACGAACUACCUUUAGAAAUUGCUCCGCCUACAAUAACACUACGAGAAGCCACACCUCAGCCAAUAAUAGAACCUUUAACUAUUGCCACGGACACUAGACCUCUACCACAAACAGCUCCUUGUUCUAGAUCCCCACCAAGAUCAGUUCAGUCGAUUUUCAAGCAACAUAGCCCGCAGUUACAACAGACACACGAGGCCCAUAAGAUACCCCUAAGGGAACCACAAAGGUUAUCGACGCCUGUGUUCCUGCAAAAAACGCAGAAAACUCAAACCCCGUCACCACAAUCAGAACAGCAAGCGGCAUUUACUCCAGCAAAGGCCACUACCCCAAAACUGCCACCAAGUAAUCCUCUCUGUGAAUAUGCAGAGAAAUUGAAACUAGCACCUAAUCGAGCUGGCAAUCGAAGAACUAUAGUUGGAGGAACCAAGAAAUCAAAGAAUUCCAUAAUUAGCAUUUCAAAUUUUCUUUCAGACUCGCCCAUGGAGAGCUUCAAGGAAGAAGACUUAGAGAUCGGUUCAUGUUUGUCAAGUCCCGCGGCCAGUGUGCUUAGCGAUUUCUCUGAAAUAGUCUGCGCGCAAAAUCCCUCCAAAUAUCGAGGACUGCGGAUUUACUAG